GUUGGAGAAAUGGGAAGCUGUUUCGCGUCGCGGAUCGAUUUUCCAGGUGACCUUUAGGCUCUGGGCUGGAUCGGAGAAGAAAUUGGUGUCUGCGGGGGAUGAUGCCUGAGCAGAAGAGACAGAUUACAGCUAGAGAAGGGGCCAGUCGGAAAAUCUUAUCUAAACUUUCUCUGCCUGCUCAUGCCUGGGAACCAGCAAUGAAGCAGAGUUUCGCCUUUGACAAUGUUGGCUACGAUGGUGGUCUGGACGGUCUGUUCUCUUCCUCUCAGACAGCCACCAGCACAAUCAGCAUUUUGGGCAUGACUUGCCAGUCAUGUGUGAAGUCCAUUGAGGGCAGGAUUUCCAGUUUGAAUGGUAUUGUGAGCCUUAAGGUUUCUCUGGAACAAGGUAGUGCAACUGUGAAAUAUGUGCCAUCAGUCGUGAGCCUGCAACAGGUUUGCCAUCAAAUUGGGGACAUGGGCUUCGAGGCCAGCAUUGCCAAAGGAAAGGCUGCCUCCUGGCCCUCAAGGUCCUCACACGCCCAGGAGGCUGUGGUCAAGCUCCGGGUGGAGGGCAUGACCUGCCAGUCCUGUGUCAGCUCCAUCGAAGGCAAGAUCGGGAAACUGCAAGGAGUCAUGAGAGUCAAAGUCUCACUUGGCAACCAAGAGGCAACCAUCACUUAUCAGCCGUAUCUUAUUCAACCAGAAGACCUCAGGGACUAUGUAAAUGACAUGGGGUUUGAAGCUGCCAUCAAGAACAAAAUGGCUCCCUUAAGCCUGGGACCAAUCGAUAUUGGGCGGUUACAAAGCAUUAACCCAAAGAGACCUUCAGCUUCUGCCAACCAGAAUUUCAAUAAUUCUGAGACCUUGGAGCACCAAGGAAGCCAUAUGGUCACCCUGCAACUGAGAGUAGAUGGAAUGCAUUGUAAGUCUUGUGUCUUGAAUAUUGAAGAAAAUAUAGGCCAACUCUCAGGGGUUCAAGGUAUUCAAGUGUCCUUGGAGAACAGAACUGCCCAAGUGCAGUAUGAUCCUUCUUGUAUCACCCCAGUGGCUCUGCAGAGGGCCAUUGAGGCGCUACCACCUGGGAAUUUCAAAGUUUCUUUUCCUGAUGGAGCAGAAGGGAGUGGGACAGAUAAUGGGUCUUCCACUAGUCAUUCUCCUGGCUCCCCCCAGAGCAACCAGGUGCAGGGCACGUGCAGUACUGUGGUGCUCACCAUUGCUGGCAUGACGUGUGCAUCCUGUGUCCAGUCCAUUGAAGGCGUGAUCUCCCAACGAGAAGGGGUGCAGCGAGUAUCAGUCUCUUUGGCUGAAGGGACUGGAACAGUUCUUUACGAUCCCUCUGUAAUUAGCCCAGAAGAACUCAGAGCUGCUGUGGAAGACAUGGGAUUUGAGGCUUCGGUCAUUCCUGAAAACUAUUCUAGCAACCAAGUUGGAAACCACAAUGCUGGAAAUUUCAUGAUGCAAACUACAGGUGGCAUACCUGCAUCUGUGCAGGAAGUGGCUCUCCAUGCCGGGGGGAUCCCUGAAAACCACGACCCUGGUCGCUUGUCAAAAUCCCCACCCACCAGAACAGUGGCACUGCAGAAGUGUUUUUUAAAGAUCAGUGGCAUGACCUGUGCAUCCUGUGUGUCUAACAUAGAAAGAAAUCUGCAGAAGGAAGCUGGUAUUCUCUCUGUGCUGGUUGCCUUGAUGGCAGGAAAGGCAGAGGUCAAGUACAACCCAGAGGUCAUCCAGCCACUGGAGAUAGCUCAGCUCAUCCAGAACCUGGGCUUUGAGGCAGCAGUCAUGGAAGACUAUGUGGGCUCUGACGGCGACGUGGAGCUGAUUAUCACGGGGAUGACCUGUGCUUCCUGUGUUCACAACAUAGAGUCCAGGCUCACAAGGACAAAUGGCAUCACCUAUGCCUCUGUGGCCCUCGCCACCAGCAAAGCUCACAUUAAGUUUGAUCCAGAAAUUAUCGGUCCACGGGAUAUUGUCAAAAUUAUUGAGGAAAUUGGCUUUCAUGCUUCCCUGGCCCAGAGAAAUCCCAACGCUCAUCACUUGGACCACAGGAUGGAAAUAAAGCAGUGGAAGAAGUCUUUCUUGUGCAGCCUGGUGUUUGGCAUCCCUGUUAUGGGUUUGAUGAUCUAUAUGUUAAUACCCAGAAACGAACCCCAUGAGUCUAUGGUCCUGGACCACAACAUCAUUCCAGGACUGUCCAUUCUAAAUCUCAUCUUCUUUAUCUUGUGUACCUUUGUCCAGUUCCUCGGAGGGUGGUACUUCUACGUUCAGGCCUACAAAUCUCUGAGACACAGGUCAGCCAACAUGGAUGUACUCAUUGUCCUGGCCACAAGCAUUGCCUACGUGUACUCGCUUGUCAUCCUGGCAGUUGCUAUGGCUGAGAAGGCCGAGAGGAGCCCUGUGACGUUCUUUGACACGCCCCCCAUGCUCUUCGUGUUCAUUGCCCUGGGGCGGUGGCUGGAGCACGUGGCAAAGAGCAAAACCUCAGAAGCCCUUGCCAAACUCAUGUCUCUCCAAGCCACAGAAGCCACCAUUGUGACCCUUGGGGAGGACAACUUAAUUAUCAGAGAGGAGCAAGUACCUGUGGAGCUGGUGCAGCGGGGUGAUAUCAUCAAGGUUGUCCCCGGGGGAAAGUUCCCAGUGGAUGGGAAAGUCCUAGAAGGCAACACUAUGGCUGACGAGUCCCUCAUCACAGGAGAAGCCAUGCCAGUCACAAAGAAACCCGGAAGCAUCGUGAUUGCUGGCUCUAUAAAUGCACAUGGCUCUGUGCUCAUUAGUGCCACCCAUGUGGGCAGCGACACCACUUUGGCUCAGAUUGUGAAAUUGGUGGAAGAGGCUCAGAUGUCAAAGGCACCCAUUCAGCAACUGGCUGACCGGUUCAGUGGAUAUUUUGUCCCAUUUAUCAUCAUCAUUUCAACUUUGACGUUGGUGAACCCCAACAAGCACAUCUCCCAGACAGAAGUGGUCCUCCGGUUUGCAUUCCAGACAUCCAUCACGGUGCUGUGCAUCGCCUGCCCCUGCUCUCUGGGGCUGGCCACACCCACUGCGGUCAUGGUGGGCACUGGGGUGGCCGCCCAGAAUGGCAUCCUCAUCAAGGGGGGCAAGCCCCUGGAGAUGGCGCACAAGAUAAAGACUGUGAUGUUUGACAAAACUGGCACCAUUACCCACGGCGUCCCCAGGGUCAUGCGGUUCCUCCUGCUUGUAGACGUGGCUGCACUGCCCCUCAGGAAGGUUCUGGCUGUGGUGGGAACUGCAGAAGCCAGCAGCGAGCACCCCUUGGGUGUAGCGGUCACCAAGUACUGUAAAGAGGAACUUGGAACAGAGACCUUGGGGUACUGCACAGACUUCCAGGCGGUGCCAGGCUGUGGAAUCGGGUGCAAAGUCAGCAGCGUGGACGGCCUCUUGGCCCACAGUGAGCACCGACUGGGUGAAUGGGCCACUCAUGUGAAUGGGGUUGGCAGCCUUCCUGCAGAAAAAGAUACAGCCCCCCAGACCUUCUCUGUGCUGAUUGGAAACCGCGAAUGGAUGAAGCGCAACGGCUUAACCAUCUCCAGUGAUGUCAGUGACGCUAUGACUGAUCACGAGAUGAAAGGACAGACAGCCAUCCUGGUGGCCAUUGACGGUGUGCUCUGCGGGAUGAUUGCCAUCGCAGAUGCUGUCAAGCAGGAGGCUGCCCUGGCCGUGCACACGCUGAAAAGCAUGGGUGUGGAUGUGGCUCUGAUCACGGGGGACAACCGGAAGACAGCAAGGGCCAUUGCCACCCAGGUUGGCAUCAACAAAGUCUUUGCAGAGGUUCUCCCUUCUCAUAAGGUGGCCAAGGUCCAGGAGCUUCAGAACAAAGGGAAGAAAGUCGCCAUGGUAGGAGAUGGAGUUAACGACUCUCCGGCCCUGGCCCAGGCUGAUGUGGGCAUCGCCAUUGGAACCGGGACGGAUGUUGCCAUCGAGGCAGCUGACGUCGUCCUCAUCAGAAAUGAUUUACUCGACGUGGUGGCCAGCAUUCACCUGUCCAAGAGGACUGUCCGUAGAAUACGAGUCAAUCUGGUCCUGGCGCUGAUUUAUAACCUGAUUGGGAUACCCAUUGCAGCAGGUGUCUUCAUGCCCAUUGGCAUCGUGUUGCAGCCGUGGAUGGGCUCAGCAGCCAUGGCAGCCUCCUCUGUGUCUGUGGUGCUCUCCUCCCUGCAGCUCAAGUGCUACAAGAAGCCCGACCUGGAGAAGUACGAAAUGCAGGCCCAUGGCCGCAUGAAGCCCCUGAGCCCGUCCCAGGUCAGCGUGCACAUCGGCAUGAAUGACCGGUGGCGGGACUCCCCCAGGGCCCCGGCGUGGGACCAGGUCAGCUACGUCAGCCAGGUGUCUCUGUCCUCCCUGACGUCCGACAGGCUGUCUCGGCACAGUGCCAUGAUGGACGAUGGUGGGGACAAGUGGUCUCUGCUCCUGAAUGACAGGGACGAGGAGCAGUACAUCUGA
Molecule: messenger RNA, 4442 nt
Organism: Cynocephalus volans (Philippine flying lemur)
Lineage: Eukaryota; Metazoa; Chordata; Mammalia; Dermoptera; Cynocephalidae
Gene: ATP7B
Product: ATPase copper transporting beta
Exons: 22
Coding region: 99-4442 (1447 amino acids)
Biological process (GO): copper ion import; intracellular copper ion homeostasis; copper ion export
Cellular component (GO): trans-Golgi network; plasma membrane
Molecular function (GO): copper ion binding; ATP binding; P-type divalent copper transporter activity
Source: RefSeq, a predicted model, not a curated record